This is a messenger RNA of Talaromyces rugulosus, 930 nucleotides long. RefSeq lists its product as uncharacterized. Gene Ontology annotation, biological process: positive regulation of transcription by RNA polymerase II. The transcript is spliced from 3 exons. Gene Ontology annotation, molecular function: cyclin-dependent protein serine/threonine kinase regulator activity. The record is from RefSeq and is a predicted model, not a curated record. The coding region runs from base 1 to 930 and encodes 309 amino acids. Gene Ontology annotation, cellular component: nucleus; mediator complex. NCBI's taxonomy places the organism in Eukaryota, Fungi, Ascomycota, Eurotiomycetes, Eurotiales, Trichocomaceae.
AUGGCCGCAAACUACUGGGUGUCGACUCAGCGUCGACACUGGAUGUUCACGCGAGAGCGCCUGGCAGAGAUCCGAGAAAGCCUGUGGGCAAGAGACAAGGACAGCAGCCACCAGGUGCAGCUGCCAGAUAUGAGGAUUAUCAAUAUAUAUUUUAAAGACCAGAUCUGCCGGCUCGCGAAACGCAUGAAUUCACGACAACAGGCCGUUGCUACGGCUCAAGUGUACAUCAAACGCUUCUACACCAAGGUUGAUUUCCGACAGACAAACCCGUAUCUUGUCAUGGUCACGGCCUUUUACCUCGCGUGCAAGAUGGAGGAAUGUCCCCAGCACAUUCGGUUUAUUGCCGCAGAAGCACGGCAAUUCUGGCCAGGCAAACGAUCAGAGUUUGUUGCCAACGACCCGGCCAAAAUCGGAGAAUGCGAGUUCUAUCUGAUCUCAGAAAUGAGCUCCCAGCUGAUUGUGCACCACCCGUACCGCACUGUAUCGGAACUGAGCACAGAACUCGAAUUGUCCGUGGACGAAGCCAACCAGGCGUCGAAUCUUAUUAGCGAUCAUUAUCAAACCGACCUCCCGCUUUUGUAUCCACCGCACGUCAUCGGAGUCACGGCGGUUCUCCUGGCGGUGCUGUUUAGCAACAGUCAGCGCGGCUCCCACAUGUCGAUGAACCCCUCGAUUGCGACUUCGCUGCGAGAGGGCGGCAUGGGAGCUGCCAUGUCGGCGCUCGGGGCCGAUAGACAGGGCACAGGGCGGCCGGAUCCACGGAUUCAAAAGGUUGUCAACUGGCUUGCUGAAAGCGAGGUCGAUAUCAGGGCGGUCAUUGAGUGUACGCAGGAGAUGGUCUCGCUGUACGAGCUGAUGGAGGGGUUUAAUCUACAGCAGGUCAAGGAAGUCAUCACGCGGAUGAUGAAGACCAAGAGCAUGGACAAAUGA